This is a messenger RNA of Vollenhovia emeryi, 2708 nucleotides long. It is a transcript of the gene Cdk1, whose product is annotated as cyclin-dependent kinase 1. The transcript has 4 exons. Gene Ontology annotation, molecular function: cyclin-dependent protein serine/threonine kinase activity; RNA polymerase II CTD heptapeptide repeat kinase activity; ATP binding. Bases 1186 to 2079 code for a protein of 297 amino acids. The record is from RefSeq and is a predicted model, not a curated record. Gene Ontology annotation, cellular component: nucleus. Lineage: Eukaryota; Metazoa; Arthropoda; Insecta; Hymenoptera; Formicidae. Gene Ontology annotation, biological process: mitotic G2 DNA damage checkpoint signaling; G2/M transition of mitotic cell cycle; protein phosphorylation.
UAACGAUUCGUUACUUUUCGAGUAACUGUAACUAGUUACUUCUAUAAAGUAGCUUUCCCAACCCUGAUGAUUUCUAAGUCUUUCCUGCGAAUCAAGGACGAUAGCUAAUCCAGGUUCAGAGUUUAUCGUACAAUUGCAAUGAAGUUGUGUAUUUCCUCGUUGUAAGCACUAAAAAUAAAUUUAUUAAGAUUAUCUAAAAAGAAGCUGCAUUGUUCAUCUGAAAACAAACUUUGCUUGGCGGAAGACCAACUGGAUUUGCUCGAGCGCUUUCACCUUCACUCAUUCCUCCAUUUACGCGGUACUUUUUAAAGGCGAUCAGAAGAUAUUUUUAUUGAAAUUGAGCUUGGCGAGAGAACGACUCGAGUCGACUUAAGUUUUCGUACUAAAAGUUUACGUUCGAUCUUGAACUUGAAAAUUUACGUAUUGGCCAAACCAAGCUUUCAAGUGCAGAGUUUAUAAAUAUUGAUCUGUAGAAGACAAUUCUAAAGCUUUUAGCCUAGCUUUCAGAGUAUAUGAAAGAACAGCGAAAGUCGACUUGAAUCGUUUUUCCAGCAAACUCCUCAGUUAUCGUAUGCUAGCGAACCAACAGUUCUUGUAUUAUAUUAUACUAUUACAGCAUCCUAAUUUUUUUUAUUGAUUUGUAGAGAACACAUUAAGCUUAUCCGCCCAAAUGACAAACUCGAUUUUCUCUUAUUAUUAUUGUUUUUGUGCAAAUAUGUAAAAUAAAUAUUUUUACGACAUUACACGGUCUUUUCUCACAAGUAUUUUUGUGAUUGACAAACUACGCGAUUCUCAACUGCGUGAAAAAAAAAUAGAACGAGUACGCCGAGUAAGUCGAGUACAAUAUUUACUUAUUUACAUGGACUUUCGGUCUUGUCGAGAACUUCGGAGUUGAAUAUCCGCGGGCCAACAUGGCCGACGGGCAGCGCGCCAUCUGUGGCGGGAGUACGCGGCAAGCCCGACAGCCGUGGACUGUGGCGCGAGGGGGCGUUGCUGACGCGCGCAGCAAAUGUGUGUUUACCAAUAUGGCGUGCCGUUUGAUUUGAAUUUGUUCGUUAGGUGGGCGGCAUACGGCAAGGCUUGUGCGACGCGAGAGCUGUUGCCCCGGUUGAAUCGCGCGAAAGAUACCGCCGAGCCCCGGCGACCGUUGCUGAACCGACGUCCACGCUCUCUCGGCCACGCACGAUGGAGAACUUCAUAAAAAUAGAGAAAAUCGGAGAAGGAACAUAUGGAGUGGUAUACAAGGGAAAGCACAAGAAGACUGGAGAAAUUGUGGCCAUGAAGAAGAUUCGCUUGGAAAGCGACGACGAGGGAAUACCGUCAACUGCCAUUAGGGAAAUUUCGCUGCUCAAAGAAUUGAAUCAUCCGAACAUAGUGAGCUUGAUCGAUGUGUUAAUGGAAGAGUCGAGACUGUAUCUUAUUUUCGAGUACCUCACUAUGGACCUGAAAAAGUACAUGGACAGUUUGGGCAAUAAACUGAUGGAACCAGCUGUAGUCAAAUCAUAUCUAUAUCAGAUCACGCGUGCAGUUCUGUUCUGCCACAAGCGUAGAAUACUACAUCGCGAUUUGAAGCCGCAGAAUUUGCUCAUCGACAAGACCGGAGUUAUCAAAGUGGCUGACUUUGGUCUUGGCAGGGCAUUUGGAAUUCCAGUCAGAAUAUACACACACGAAGUUGUGACUCUGUGGUACAGGGCACCCGAGAUCCUUCUGGGUGCUACUAGAUAUUCGUGCGCGAUUGAUAUGUGGAGCAUUGGAUGCAUCUUUGCGGAGAUGGCGACUAAGAAACCAUUGUUCCAGGGAGACAGCGAGAUCGAUCAGCUGUUCAGAAUAUUCCGGAUAUUGAAAACGCCUACCGAAGAUAUAUGGCCGGGCGUAACGCAAUUGUCUGAUUACAAAGCGACGUUCCCGAAUUGGAUGACGAAUAACUUGGAGUCGCAAGUGAAGACGUUGGAUCCGGAUGGAUUGGAUCUGCUGCAGGCCAUGCUCACGUACGAUCCUGUGUACAGAAUACACGCACGGGCGGCACUGCAGCAUCCUUACUUCAACGACUUGGAUACGUACAAAAUACCCGCUGCGUAAAACGGAAGUUUUUUCUGGGAAAGGGAUCAGAUUUUUGCAUUUUUAAUCGUGUGGCUACGUGAAGACUCUUAAGCUGUACUACAAGUUAAUUUAUUCGAGUAAAUGUCCCCUCAUUUUGUUUAAUCAUUUUACUGAUUAAAGUCUACAUUUGUAUUUUUGCAGUAGAACUUACUUUGUGUACGAAUAAGCGUAUAGCUUUCAUUCAAUUACAUAAAUUUCGUCCAUACGUUACUGCUGAAACAUGAUUAAGAAUCGUUUCUAAUAUAUCUUUGUCCUGAACUAUUUACGUACAGGCGCAGAUUUCUCUCUUUGUUUUAACAGUGAAGAAAAAAUCAAUUAAGAGCUGCUCCACAUAAACAGUCACCAUCACAUGAUUUAGAUUCUCCCCCAAUGCGCGCAUAACGCACGCGUUUGUAUAUGCGUGGCUGCGAAUAUUAGUAUUCCGACGUCUCGUACGAACCACCAGUCUGAUAGUGACUGCUGAGGAGUGGAUUUCGUGGUUCCGUACCGCUCGCCUUAUCUUCGAUAUCUUUGCGCGCGCUCGCAACAAGAAAUUAGGCCAACGCCAAGUGUCAAUGUAUGUACCCUCAUAUUAAAAGAAAAUAAUAAUAAUAAUAUCCUUAUUUUGA